Nerophis lumbriciformis (worm pipefish) is the source of this 4893-nucleotide messenger RNA. NCBI's taxonomy places the organism in Eukaryota, Metazoa, Chordata, Actinopteri, Syngnathiformes, Syngnathidae. The record is from RefSeq and is a predicted model, not a curated record.
AUGAGGGCUGCCGUCAUUUCCCCGGGAUCCAAGGUGGUCCCCGAGGCAUCCGCGCCCCCAUCAACCGGCCUUCAGGGAUGGGAUGAAGGGGCAGGACAGGAUCCCCACCUGGAGAAGGCGAUACCCGGCCCACCCACCGGCGCCUGGCCAGCAAUCCACGCCAGAGCACAUGGAGGAUACCCAGGCAGAAAAGAGAGGAGAAGGCGGAAGCAGGAGAGCAUCAGAAGCGGCCGCGGGGCAGCGUGGGAUCAGAGCCCCGCCUCCCCUCCUCCCAGGAGGCUACGCCCCGGGAGCCGCGCCAUAGAGAAAAAGUUUGGGACCCACCUUCCGCCCCAUUACCCAGCACCUGGAAGGGAUCGUGUGGAUGAUGAGGUGCUGGUCAAUCCAAAGGUUUUCCCUCAAAUCUGUCUUGGAGACGUCAUUGAAAUUGCACAUCCCACAGAUGAGUUCAGUCCCCUUUUAUUGCAAGUUAAGAGCUUAAAAGAAGACCUUCAAAAAGAGACAAUUAGCGUGGAUCAGGCAGUGGCACAAGCCUUCAGACUUCGUGCAUAUCAAGAUGUCGUAAUUAACAUUGUUGAGCCAAAGGAUGUCACUGUAGACCUCAUGGAACUGACCUUUAAGGACCAGUACAUUGGCAGAGGUGACAUGUGGCGGCUAAAAAAGAGUUUGGUGACCACAUGUGCAUAUGUGUCACAGAAAGUGGAGUAUGCUGGAGUCAGAUCCCAAGUUGGCGAACUGUGGGUAAAGGGAGAGAAAGUGACCUGUGGAUACAUCAGUGAAGAUACCAGGGUUGUGUUCCGAUCCACAUCUGCAAUGGUUUACAUCUUCAUCCAAAUGAGCUGUGAGAUGUGGGACUUUGACAUAUAUGGUGAUUUGUACUUUGAAAAGGCUGUGAAUGGUUUCCUUUCUGACCUUUUCGGCAAGUGGAAGGAAAAGAAUUGCAAUCAUGAAGUGACAGUUGUGCUCUUUUCACGUACGUUCUACAAUGCCAAAUCAAAAGAUGAAUUUCCUGAGAGUCUGAGAGCAUCCAUCCAACAGGAUCUUGAAGGACGUUUUUAUGAAGACUUCUAUAGAGUUGUUGCUCAGAAUGAGAGGCGCGAUGACUGGGCGUCCUUAUUGGUCACUGUCAAGAAUCUCUUCAUUCAGUAUCCUGUCCUGGUGCGACUUAAAGAAGGAGAUGGCUUUCCCACUGGAUAUAAUUCAACUUCUGCUCAGGGAAACUACUUGGAAGCCAUCAACCUUUCUUUUAACGUGUUUGACAAACAUUAUAUCAAUCGUAACUUUGACCGGACUGGUCAGAUGUCAGUGGUCAUCACCCCAGGAGUCGGAGUUUUUGAAGUUGACCGUCUGCUCAUGAUUCUGACCAAGCAACGGAUGAUUGAUAAUGGUAUUGGUGUUGACUUGGUGUGUAUGGGAGAGCAGCCAUUACAUGCAGUACCGCUCUUUAAGUUGCAUUAUAAAUCGCCACCUGACUUGUGCGUGGGGAAUGACUAUCAUCUGCCUCACUGGAUCAACCACAGCUUCUACACCUCUAAAAGUCAGAAUUCAUGUAAUACCUUUAUUCCCCGACUCAAGCUCGCUGGUCACAAGCGUUAUUUUGAAAAACUCAAGCGAGCCAUCGAUCAAACUUUGUGUAUACAAAAGGAGUGUGACAAUGGCCUGCCGAUGCAAGUGGACUACGAUGCCUAUGACUCUCAGGUUUUCCGACUGCCUGUUCCUUCACUGAUUCAGAGAAGCCCCGGUUGCAGGGUGGGUCGGGCUAAAGAAAGAACGGGAAAGAAAAACUGUGGCUCAGUUGAUGUCGCAACUGGCAUAGGCACAUCACCUCCUUUGUGCUUUGCUGGUGCUGAUGAACAACAUAGCCUGGCGUCUGAUGAUAGUCUGGGCCCGGUGUCCAACUCCAACAUGUUUUUGAUACCCAGGAUGCCCUCUAUGGCUUACGAAAUCAGUAGUUCACUAGGAUGCACCUGUGCCAGAGAGUCAAUUGAGAAGACGACGGACUCUCAACGAGACUCAAGUGCCCCUGCUCGCUUCACGGUGGGCAGCGCAGAGUCCAGCCUGUACCUGCAGCCGGGUGGUUAUACUCCCCAGAGAGCGCUUAUAAAUCCCUUCACACCAACCAGGAUCCCAAUGAAACUCACGUCAAACCGUCGUCGUUGGAUGCACACAUUCCCUGUUGAUCCUUUUGGAGAAGCUAUUCAAAUCCAUCACCAGACCAGGAAGGACGUUGCUGAGUUGCAAGACAGCUAUCUGAGAGAUAUUGGCUACACAUCAGCUGAACUGCUGGAACUCUCAUGUCAUGAGUCCACAGAAAGGGAAACUUCCUACCAACAAGCAGAUGAGAAUGCUCCGUGCAUUAGUGGAGUGGCAGAAGAAUACACUCCUAGCAGUAUUGUUGUACCCAGCUUCUGCUGUACCGUGGGAGUUGACUGGAAAUCUCUGACCACACCAGCCUGCUUGCCCCUCACCACUGACUACUUUCCUGAUCGUCAAAUGCUACAAAGUGACUACACCGAGGGAUGCUAUGACUUACUGCCACACAGUGAUCUGGAGAGGCGAGAAGAUGAAGCGUCGGGGAUGAAUGCGACGCAAGUCUUCGAAGAGUUUGUCUGUCAGAGGUUGAUGCAAGGCUAUCAGAUCAUUGUCCAAUCUAAUAGGCGGAGACGGCAGCCCUCAGUGGCUACUCCGCUUGGCAGCAGUCCUUUAUACACCAGAGGUUUGGUUUCACUGCGUCGAGGAGAUGAGGAAGAGGCAGUUUACUGGCUAAGUAUGGGUAGGACCUUCCAUAAAGUUUGCCUCAAAGACAAGAUACUCACAGUUACUCGAUAUUUGCCAAAAUACCCAUAUGAGUCCGGUCAUAUUCAGUACAGUUACAACCUGUGUCCUCCACACGUGGAUGCUCAGUUUGUCCCUUGUUGGGUUGAGUUUUCACAUGAAAGACCCGAAGAAUAUAAAUGGAAUUACUUGGACCAAUACAUUUGCUCCAGUGGAUCUGAAGACUUCAGUUUGAUCGACUCUCUUAAGUUCUGGAGGACAAGAUUUCUCUUACUCCCAGCUGGAGGAGCGCGCCGUUUGGCUGACGGAGAUGGGCGCUGGGAUGUGUAUGGUGAUGGAGCUAAUGCGGGAAUGAAUAGCGGCGAUUGGGUCCUGCUAGAUAACUUCAUUCGCUUCCUUGAAGGAGUCAAUCGUAUCCGACGGCGUCAUCGUUCUGACAGGAUCAUUAGACAGAAAGGUACCCAAAUGAAGACAAUGCAUUCUGUCCUUUCAUACCCUCCCGAACCCUUGGUCCCUCCCCAAGGCAAAAAAGGAACAUCAGUUUUAUCAGCUUUACUGGAGAUGGAUCAGAACCAUCGGUCAUUGGAGGAGCAACAGCAGAAGCCCAAGCCCGUCACAUCUGUUUCUGAACUCUACAAUGGAGAAAGUCAAUGCAAGUUUGCUGCGGAAUACAGUGAAGCAGUGGACAAAGUAGGACUGACAGCCGGCACAUCUGUACAGUCUGGAGCAGAGACCGCAUCUGGCAGUAACAUUGACCCGAGAUUAGCAGCAUGCAGUGGGCAGUCUGUAAUGGAAGACUUUUUUCUGUCCUCUUCGUCAACACUUUUGGAAAUCCUCGAGGCCAUCAAAAAUCCCACGACCGGUGUACUACUACUCCCAGAGCAGAGGGGCCUGCCAGUCAACUGUUUCAUAAGCGCUGAGGUCAUCCACUGGCUAGUCAACAAUGUUGAGGGCAUAGCCACACAGAGCAUGGCUGUUGAACUUAUGCAGAAAAUGCUUGAGGAAGGUUUGGUGGCCCAUGCAUCUGGAGAUGCAAUGCGGACCUUUGUUUAUGGCUUCUACAUUUAUAAGAUUGUGGAGGAGAAGGAAGGUGAAAGCAUCUCACAGCUACCCCAGUCGGCGGCUUGUGGCUGGUCCCCUGCAGCCCUGGAAGACUUGUCCCUCUUUCAGAAAAAAUGGUUUGAGGUGGCCUUCGCGUUAGAGGAGCAACAACCCUGUGACCUACCGGCAUUCCUCUUACCCUGGUUGCCUAGUCGACCAGCCUCUUAUGCAAGCAGGCAUAGCUCUUUCAGUCGCAGUUUUGGCGGACGCAGUCAGUCAGUUGCACUGCUAGCUGCCACAGUUCCAGAGCAAAAGACAGUUACUUUGGAUGUGGAUGUGAAUAAUCGCCGUGGAAGAACUGAGUGGUGCACCUGUUAUUAUCAUGGCAACUUCUCCCUCAAUACUGCCUUUGAGAUCAAACUUCAUUGGAUGGCUGUCACUGCAGGAGUCCUCUUUGAGAUGGUUCAAGGUUGGCACAGAAAAGCGGCAUCCUGUGGUUUCUUAUUGGUCCCUGUGUUGGAGGGUCCGUUCGCACUGACAUCACACCUCUACGGAGAUCCACUUAGAGCCCAACUCUUCAUUCCUCUGAAUAUUCAUUGUCUCAUGAAGAAUGGUUGCGAGAAUCUGUUUGAAGGUUUUGAACCAGAAACCUACUGGGACAGGAUGCAGCUUUUUCAAGAGGCCAUAUUAUACAGAUUUGGGUUUGUACUCGACAAGUUUUCGGCUUCGUCAUUUAAUUUCCCUUCGGAGAACAGGCCUCAGUACAUCCAUUUAACAGGCACUGUGCUGCUACAAGUGCCGUACUCCAAAAGAAAGUAUACCAGUGGACAACAACGUCGCCGCAGGAACUCCACCACAUCCAACAGCCAGGGGUCAAUCAGUGGUGAGGACCGGGUGGGCUACUAUUGGGCCUUCAACACUAUGUUAACAAAAGCCUGGAGGACUGGCGCUCUGGGUGACGAGAGGCUGGUUGACCGCCUGCUCAAAGACUUUACAGACUUCUGUGCCAAUAAAGACAAUAGGCUGCUGAACUUCUGGGACUCUUGUCUGGAGAAAGUUAAUAGCAGCGCCCCCUAA